Molecule: messenger RNA, 1861 nt
Organism: Drosophila simulans
Lineage: Eukaryota; Metazoa; Arthropoda; Insecta; Diptera; Drosophilidae
Product: spaetzle-processing enzyme
Exons: 3
Coding region: 625-1650 (341 amino acids)
Biological process (GO): proteolysis
Molecular function (GO): serine-type endopeptidase activity
Source: RefSeq, a predicted model, not a curated record
AUGCAAUCAAACAUUCAUUACAAAACUUUUUCUCCCAGGGUUUAAAUAUAAAUUAUUUUGUUAGACAUAUUUUUACACAUAACAUUUAUAUUUGUAUACCUGUUACUCGUGGAGUAAAUGGUUAUACUAUUUCGUUUAAAAUACGCAACAGGUAGAAGGAAGCGUUUUCGACCAUAUGAUAUUUGAUAAGAGAAUUCACCUGCCUGGUUUAAGUUAAACAAUUCUUUUGAUUUCGUUUUAUAUAAGUAGGCGGCACUAUUUAAAAAUCUGCAUUGUUGUAUGAGUAACGGGUAAGAAUCGUGCUGAAAUUUUAAAUAUUUUUUAAACAAUUUAUUUGACGGAUAACACAACAUAAGACUCCGAUCGAUGCCCGUACCCCUUAACUUUUUCUCAGGUCUCAGUCAUAGAAAUAAUUGCUCACUUUUACAUAAAAUUCGAGAUAUAGCCUUGCGAAUCGAAGUAGCCAGAUUAGAAAUUUAUGCUGAUAAAUGCAAUUUUUUGUUAAAAAAUUCUGCUGUCUUAUAAAUAUCCUGUAUUUCCUGUAUCUUGUAAACUUAUUCAGCAAAAUUUAGUAUUUGCCCACUAGACGAGAUUUGCAUCCCACUGAGCAAAUGUGAACCUCUUAUGAAGCUUCUAAAUCGCCGGAAUAUGACAAAACAUGAGCAAUCAAAGUUCCGAAACAAACUAUGCAACAUUGAUAAUUUUGCCCAUGAGCUAGUGCACAUGGUUUUCACCUGCUGCCCAAUGGUUGCUGGGGAUAAACUGCCAAAUAGCAGUGUCUGCGGGCAGAGUCCCCCGUCGUUAUAUAUCGUAGGUGGCAUGGAGGCACAGCCCAACCAGUUUCCCUGGACAGUCCUGCUGGGUUACAAUGCCUACUCAGCAGAGCGCCGCGGGCUGUCUCCCAUGUGUGCGGGCUCCUUGAUCGCCAGUCGCUAUGUGCUGACGGCAGCCCAUUGUUUGUCCGUGGAAGACUUCUAUGUGGCCAGUGUGCGCCUGGGCGAGCAUGACACCGAUAACGAUCCCGACUGCACCCGACUGCCGAAUGGAGCCAAAAAAUGCGCUCCAGCUUACGUGGACAUCGAUGUGGAUAAAAGGGUCCCGCACGAGCAGUACUCCAAGAGAAAUGAAAGCCACUACAACGACAUUGCUCUGUUGCGUCUAAAGAGUCGGGUGAAAUACACCCUUCAGAUCAGACCCAUUUGCAUUUGGCCUGGCAUUGAAUUGUCAAAUUCCUCCUUCGAAAACCAACCUUUUCAAAUUGCCGGCUGGGGCGAUUCUGGCCAGCAGCACAACAGCCCCGUACUGUUGCAAGGCACUAUCAGUGGAAUGAGUCCGGAUGAGUGCUUGAAUCGGUAUCCCACACUACGAGUCGAUAAGGACAUCCAUAUAUGUGCCAUGGGACGGGAUGGCACCGACACCGGACUGGGCGAUUCCGGUAGCCCGCUGAUGGCAUCGGUGGGCAGGGGUGCUGGUCAAUUUUAUUACUUAGCCGGAAUAACCUCCUACGGAGGGGGCCCCUCCAGUUACGGAUGUGGGCCAGCGGUUUACACGAAAACUUCCUCAUAUUAUGAGUGGAUAAAGAAGGAAAUUAAUAAGAUCGAUGUAGAUGAACUUAAAAUUAAGUACAAAUCGGUAAAAAUACUAAUUUAAUUUAACGAUAUUAAAUUGAAACUUGUUAUGCACGCAGAAAUGGAAUUUGUUCUUUGUUAACAAAACAACACCUAAACACUUAAGUAACGAAAGUAUACACUUAUCUUUAAAACAACUCCAGAUCUUACUUAGACCAACUCUAACUCCAUUAAGGUUGACUUAGACUCUAAAUCGAAAGAAUUCCUAGACUGAAGGAUAGUCUUAGUCAGCU